AUGCCGACCCCGAGCGUCACCUCUCCACAUUUAGCCUCGCUCUCCCUGGAUGCGCUCUCUGCGCGAGGAACCUGCCCUCCAGACAUUGUCGAUCGAACCGACGGCCGGAAUACGCCUACAGAAAUCAACCUGCUCGCGCAUGAUGCAUACGAUGUUCCGGGUCUAAUUGCGACGUCAGAGUUGCGGCCAGAGCUGGACACGCCUAUUACUCUACAAGACGCCUCUUCCACUGACAAUAAAGACGCCCGAUCGGACGGUGAACACGAAGCUUCAAGUCCUACAACGUCCGUAUCCACCCAGUCAACGGAAAUCAAGAAUGAACCACCGCUCUCCCCGGCCGGAUCUUCAACCGUGGCUACACCUUCGUAUAUGACUUCACUCAGUCAUGAUUUUUCCAACGUCAGGUUGCUUCCCGAUCACCCCUGUUCGUACCUUAGAGCAGGUAGCAAGUUCGUUGGGACGCAGCAGUCCGACCGUCAAAAGUACAAUGUGGAUGUGGAAAUCAAAAACGUCAACAUGGAGGAGUCCUUUCUUUGUGGCUAUCUCCGCAUCCAAGGCCUUACCGAAGACCAUCCUACGCUCACGACGUACUUUGAAGGCGAACUAAUAGGCACAAAGCAUAAGUUCCAAACGCGGAACCCAUCCUGGGGUGCGACGGAUAAAACUGACCUGCAGCAUUGGGAUCGUUUCCCUGCGUGGCGUUCUGUCUCUAAAAUGGCUAGGAAGCCCGAUUUUACAGAUAUGAACUUUGCGCAGAGAGAGCAUAUCUUCAUGAGGUGGAAGGAAUAUUUCCUGGUCCCCGAUCAUCGUGUCAAAACCAUAAACGGUGCAAGUUUUGAAGGAUUCUAUUAUAUUUGCUUUAAUCAGUCCAAGGGUACCGUUAGCGGUAUCUACUUCCAUGCGAAGAGUGAAAAGUAUCAGCAACUCGAGCUUGAGCAUGUUGAUAAUCGCGGGUGUUUCGGCGCCAUGGAAUUUCGCUGA
This is a messenger RNA of Coccidioides posadasii C735 delta SOWgp, 981 nucleotides long. RefSeq lists its product as uncharacterized. The record is from RefSeq and is a predicted model, not a curated record. Gene Ontology annotation, biological process: negative regulation of gluconeogenesis; protein targeting to vacuole; proteasome-mediated ubiquitin-dependent protein catabolic process. NCBI's taxonomy places the organism in Eukaryota, Fungi, Ascomycota, Eurotiomycetes, Onygenales, Onygenaceae. Gene Ontology annotation, cellular component: GID complex.